AUGACGAACAAGCCGCAAGCGCCUCAAGCCGCACCUGUGUUCGGCACUGCCGCCAAAGGCGAAAUCGUCACCAUCUUCAUCGGUCCGGAGAAGAAGCGCUACAACAUUCACAAAGACGUCAUCUGCCACCAUUCGGAGUAUUUUCGCACUGCGUACAACGGGCGCUGGAAAGAGUCGGACGAGGGCGCGACACUGGAGGAUAUCGAGGUCGAAGUGUUCAACAUUUUCGUUCACUGGCUAUACGCUCAAACGCUGCCCAACUGCCCACAACUGAUCCUGCGGCUAGCAGAAGAAACUGAUCCUGGCUCUGAACUGGGCUGGUCCAGAUAUCGCCACGCUUGGGAGCUCGUCUUGAAGUGUGGUAUGUUCGGAGAUCGAUUCCUUACUCCAGCCUUCCAUCAUCUCGCACAUAACACAUUCGUCAAUGUGCAAUUUGGGGAAGGAGUGGAUGGUGGAGCCAGUGGCGUUUCCUACGCGACUAUCAUAUGGGCCUUUGACAACCUGCCGUCGGACAGCCUGAUCCUCGCUAUGAUGGUUGACUUGCAGUGCAUUGCGUGGAAUGAGGAACAAGACGACGAAGAAGAAAAAAGUGACCUGUCGCAGUUGCCAAACGAGUUCCUUGUUGCCGUUAUGCUGAAGCAAAACAAGAUCCGGGUAUGCGAUGAAACGACGGAGUUGUCUGCUUGCGACUAUCAUCUUCACGAGUCCGAGGAAGAAAAGAAGGCUUGUCCUGCCAAUGGGAAGUAUUGUAAGAGCUAG
Messenger RNA from Alternaria conjuncta, 759 nucleotides. RefSeq lists its product as uncharacterized. The coding region runs from base 1 to 759 and encodes 252 amino acids. Gene Ontology annotation, molecular function: protein binding. NCBI's taxonomy places the organism in Eukaryota, Fungi, Ascomycota, Dothideomycetes, Pleosporales, Pleosporaceae. The transcript has 2 exons. The record is from RefSeq and is a predicted model, not a curated record.